GUACUACAUCGAGCAUUCAGUGUGUUCCUGUUUACUAAAGAUGGAUCUCUAAUACUUCAAAGGCGUUCUGCUACUAAGGUAACUUUUCCACUACUUUGGACGAAUAGUUGUUGUAGUCAUCCGUUGUGGAAUGAAUAUGAAAUGUGUGAGGAAAACGAUUCAGUUGGUAUUCGACGAGCAGCACAGCGGAAAUUGGAACAUGAACUUGGAAUAAAGGCUCUUCCGCUUGAUCGAAUGAAGGUUAUGGGGCGUUAUAUUUACAAAGCUGAUAGCGAUGGUAAUUGGGGUGAGUAUGAAUUAGACUAUGCAAUAAUCAUUCUUGAUUUUGAUCCAGUUGCAAUAACUCCAAACCCGGAAGAAAUUGAACAAAUUUCCAUUGUUAAUCAGUCUAAAUUAAGAAAAAUGGUUCAAGGUACAUAA
This is a messenger RNA of Dracunculus medinensis (Guinea worm), 420 nucleotides long. NCBI's taxonomy places the organism in Eukaryota, Metazoa, Nematoda, Chromadorea, Rhabditida, Dracunculidae. The record is from the annotation of a GenBank genome assembly.